Trichosurus vulpecula (common brushtail) is the source of this 1120-nucleotide messenger RNA. RefSeq lists its product as uncharacterized. NCBI's taxonomy places the organism in Eukaryota, Metazoa, Chordata, Mammalia, Diprotodontia, Phalangeridae. Gene Ontology annotation, biological process: negative regulation of phosphatase activity. The record is from RefSeq and is a predicted model, not a curated record. The transcript has 5 exons. The coding region runs from base 62 to 1024 and encodes 320 amino acids.
GGGGAGGGAAUAGCAAUGAAGGUUCCAAAGCAGUUAGAAGGUUUCCCAGGCACCUAAGAAAAUGUUCAAGUCUCAACAACCCACAAAGUCUGUGAAUCUUAUGACAGAAAGACCAGUGUUGAAACAGUACCAUCGGAAUCCACCUGUGGUGAAAAACUGGUCCAUAUACUCCCGAAGGACCUGCCGAAAUGCCCCUCAGUGGAUAAUCAUGCCCAUCUGUACUACAUUCAGCACUUUUGCCUUCCUGGCAUUGGUCAUAUGUUCUUCUGCUACAAACAGAUGGGUAGUGUUAAAAUCGGCCGACCAUGCAUGGGAGCAGCAUGUUGGCAUUUGGCACGAUUGCUUAAGCAAAAACUGCUCGACAGAUAUUACUUCUUGGCCUACGCUCCAGACUGCUCAAGGUUUCAUGAUCACAGCUGUCCUUUGUAGCUUCCUGCUUACUACAUGGUUGUUUGGUUUUUUCUGUACUUCUCUUUCAUUGAAGAUGCAUUGCCAUCUUAUCUUCAUUAUCCUUUCCUUCUUGACAGGCACUUGUCUCUUCAUUGCCAUAAUGCUGCUUGUGUUCCUUUUGGAAAAAGUAAAUGGAGUACAAAACACUUACUAUGUAGUCCUGUGGCCUUUUUAUAUGCUGUGGAUAGCUUUUAUUCUGCUCCUGACUUGCUGUAUCCUGGGAAUCAUUUCUUAUAAGGGGCCAGACCAGAAAAGUAAGAAUAUUAUAAGUUUAAUGAAUACAGAACCUAGACAAAGAAACUACUCAAGAACCAGUGUGAACAGACAAUCAUUUACACUGACAUCUUUAUCUGAAAAAAAAUCCCCUGGCAUGUUACAGUUUAACAGACCUGCCUUGGGGAGUAAUUGGACAACUGAUAGAGAAGUUUAUGAUGUAUUUAGAGAUGUGGAAAAACGUGACAUCAAGACCACUAGUGAGCAUUCUAUUCUACCUAUAAAAAUGUGUGCAACCAUGCCUGAGUGUAAUUCUAUCAUGUGUGAACAUACCUGUCAAGUAACAGGUUUGUCUAAGUGAAAGCAGGACUAGAUUAUGGGUGGGCCAAUAGUCCUGUGGGAUAAAUAAGCCUCUUCCUCAAAAAUGUAUCUUGAAAUAAAAUCAAUGCCCCACUCC